AUGAUAAAAUAACUAUUUAAAUUGAGAGUAUUUACUUUUUGCCAAGAAGCAAACUUUGGUUUUAAAAAAGUCAAACUUGAAGAAAAAUAAGAACAUGUCAAUUAAGUAUUUCACAAUGUUGCAAAUAAUUACGAUUUGAUGAAUGAUUUGAUGAGUGGUGGAUUGCAUAGAUGUUGGAAGAAUUCGUUUGUUGAAGAAUUAGGAUCAUUAAAAAAUGGAGAUUCCUCUAUUCGAGUACUAGAUGUUGCUGGAGGUACAGGUGAUAUUGCAUUCCGUAUACUUGAGAAACAUAAAGGAAAUAAUUUGUUUAAUGAAAAUCUAAAAAUAACAGUUUUAGAUAUAAAUUAAUCCAUGUUGGAUGUAGGAUAAAAAAGAGCAAAUCAAUUAGGAUUUUAAAAUUAAAUUGAAUUUGUAUGUGCAAAUGCAGAAGAAUUGCCAUUUGAAUCAAAUACUUUUGAUGCUUAUACAAUAGCCUUUGGAAUUAGAAAUGUUCCUAGAAUUCCUAAAGCAAUCGGUGAAGCUCACAGAGUGUUGAAAUAAGGAGGAAAAUUCUAAUGUUUAGAAUUCAGUAAGGUUCAGAAUCCAGUUUUAUCUUUUUUGAAUUAAUUUUAUUAAUUCAAUUUAAUUCCAGCUAUGGGAUAAAUAGUGGCCAAUGAUAGACAUUCAUAUUAAUAUUUAGUAGAGAGCAUAGAAAAGUUCCAUAGUCAAUAAGAUUUAUUAAAAAUAAUAGAAGAUGUUGGCUUUAGAUUUGCAGGUUUUAAAAAUUAUAUGGAUGGGGUUGUGGCUGUACAUUUUGGAUUUAAGUUAUGAUGUUAAUUUAUUAAGUUAAUUUAAUUGCAAAUUUCAGGUAAAA
Molecule: messenger RNA, 853 nt
Organism: Paramecium tetraurelia
Lineage: Eukaryota; Ciliophora; Oligohymenophorea; Peniculida; Parameciidae
Exons: 3
Biological process (GO): ubiquinone biosynthetic process
Molecular function (GO): methyltransferase activity
Source: RefSeq, a predicted model, not a curated record